AUACCGAGCGUCUCUAUUCAGUAGUGUUCGAAGAGAUCUGUGGGAGUUUUGGAAAGUCCUAUACCUGGGAUGUGAAAUCCUUGGUCAUGGGGAAAAAAGGCACAGAAGCGGCACAGAUUAUUCGAGAUGUUCUAGAUCUUCCAAUAACCAAAGAGGAGUUAUUACAUGAAAGUGCAAUUAAGCAGCAGAAGAUAUUCCAUACUGCUGAAUUGAUGCCAGGGGUUGAUAAGAUGAUUCGUCAUUUACACAAACACAAUAUACCCAUGGCUGUUGCCACCAGCUCAUCCGAAGAGUCAUUUCGGAUUAAAACAGUCAGACACAAAGACUUCUUCAGUCUUUUUCAUCAUAUUGUGUUGGGAGAUGACCCUGAGGUGAAGUCUGGCAAGCCACAGCCUGAUGCAUUUCUAGUUUGUGCAAAGAGAUUUCACCCUCCUGCACCUCCAGACAAG
Messenger RNA from Nestor notabilis (Kea), 449 nucleotides. RefSeq names its product haloacid dehalogenase-like hydrolase domain containing 1 (gene PUDP). Gene Ontology annotation, molecular function: phosphatase activity. The record is from RefSeq and is a predicted model, not a curated record. The transcript is spliced from 2 exons. Lineage: Eukaryota; Metazoa; Chordata; Aves; Psittaciformes; Psittacidae. The annotation marks the transcript as partial.